CGUUACCAUGACACAGACGUCUUUGCUGCAGGAACCGCGGUGACAACGGCCAUCCCCGUUAUCUACUAUGGAUGCCGUUGUCGCAUGCGGCAGAUGCAGCCAAUCUGCAACAUCGCGCAUGCUGUCACGUGUGUGCCGAUCACCCAUACCCUGGCCUCAAACCCUGGUCUUCGACGUCUGAAUCCUGCGCAAUUUGUCCCUAACGGCCCCAGUUGCGUCUGGAAGACUUGGUGACCGCUGGCAUGAGGAAGAAUUGUGGAGGCGACGGGUUGUUUCCCGGGGACUAGACGUCUCGAUGCUGGCGCAAUUCUGCUCAUCGCUACCUUUUCUUCGAUUUUGCUCCGACCCACGACCUCGCCUCUUGCUGUGCAACUGUUUGCUCUUCGGAGCUAUCCACUCCUUUGGCCGCGCAUCACUUUCCUUCCUCUUAUUAUCGUCCCAUCGUCCUCAAUUUCCUAUCUGAUACCCACUAGCAACCCACUUGAAACGCGAUGCCGAGCUUGCUCACGAGAUCAAAGUCGCUCCGGCUUCUGAAGGGAGGUCGGAGGGGCGCCCAGCAGGAAGAGUCUCAGACUCAGAACUCUAUCCCACGGCCGAACGCUUCUCCAACAGACUUUGACAGGUUCAAAGCAGCUACACCAGUUCCUAGGGCUGACCGAGCGCUUGAAGCGCCCGAGAUGGUAGCCCGCCCGAGUACGUCAGGUGGGCCGGGGGAACGCGCAAUACAAUUCCACAAGAAGACGAUUCCUGCGCCAUCAAUCUACUCUGAGGACCGGUUCCUGGCUUUCUCUUCGCCUACUAACUCAACCGCCGUACUACACGCUGUGGAGAGCCCCGAGGACGUUAUUGGCAUCGCGCUGGGUAGCCCUACUGUUGGCUCGCACUGGACCUCAACGCCCCAGGCCACCACCGAGAACCUCGUUGCCGGCGCCCAGAUGUCACUACACAGCUAUGCCAAUGCAUCAACAACCACUGUUACCGGACCUCAGACACAACCUAAGCCCAAGGUCAGCCGGUGGAAGUCCUUGUUCAAGAAGACAGCGCCACCAUCAAAAGAGAAGCCUUCUUUCUAUCAACUGGCACAACAGGUCACCCCAGCUCGUGCAGACAGUCAUCAUGAUACAUCCCCAAAGUCGAAGUCGAAGCCGAAGUCGAAGACGGAGGGUGGAGUAACAUUGCCGGUUUCGGUCUACAACCUUGACAUGAGGGCCUCUCGCAACAAGUCACAUGACAAUGUGUCGUCAACGGAAGUUCAGCAUGGAAGGAAACGUUCAGCGACACUUGAUGCCGGCCGUGCCGCACCUCGAUACCGAUCUCAACGGUCUGCCACAACUCCAAACCCACCGCAAGCUGGCUCAGGUGCACCGGAUAUGAAGUUCUUGGAGGGUCUACCAACACAAUCGACACAGACUGCAGCUGGGGCAGGCCUCCUCGGUGUGGACAUUCCUGACACUAAGCUGGACCGAUACAGUGUUAUGUUUAGUGGAGUGCUGGAGCCAACACCCAACCGGUCUUUGUUAUAUCAGCGGCGACAAGAAAAAGCCGAUAAUGAUAAGGCCAAACCACUGGACAAGAUCUCGAUCAAGGAUGACAAGGAAAGUUUACCAGAACCCAAACUUCAACGACGAGCGACAUCGCCUACAGUCUCGAAUCCUCCGUCAGCGCGACUAUCAUUGUUUCCUGCGACUGGACGCGCUACACCAAUACUACGUGCAGGUACACCAACUUUGCGUGCAGGCACACCGGUAUUACGAGCACCAUCGCCUCUUGUCUCAAACUCUCCUCGAGCGAGAUCCAAGACCGCACCGGCAAGGUCACCGACACAACAGACCUUCAAGACAGCAGAAGAGAGCAAGAGCAAACCGCCGUCUACAAGCGCCACCCGCCAGUACAGCGAAUCACCCAGCCUCAAACCACAACAACCAGCACUCACACCCACCUCCAUCCACAGCUUCGAUACCUCGGAUAACGAAUCCAUCACCAUUGUAGUAGGCCGCACAGCGCCAGCCGCAACAAAAGCGUGGAAGGCACAUGUCGAAUCGCAAGAACCCGAGUGGAAAAUCCUUCCCAAGCCCAGGUCUGCAUCUGCGUCCGCGGACCGCUCUGCAUCCCUCGAACGCUCCCUCAGUCGCAAACAACCACGCGUAACCGCCGCCUCAGCACUGUCCUCGCACCCUUCCUCACCACCUCUCGAAGUCUCCUCGCCGCUGCAGAACCUGCAGAUGCUCCUCUCACCACCCCUUUCCGCUGAAUCCUUCGAACGACCCGCUGUUGAGAAGCCUGUCAUUCGACGGACGAACAGCCAGCGGAAGGCGAAGGUCGUAGGUGGCAGUGCGCAAACGGCGACGGUGGGCAUUGCAAGGAGUGUGAGUGUCAGCAAGGCGACCAGACCGAGGACGUUGGUCAGGACGCAGACGGAUCUGGGGAGACAUUUGCAGACGAGUCCUGAGAAGAGGUUUGGGGAUGGGAUGGCGCUUACACCCACUCUGGUGGAAAUUGGGAACCGGAAGAGCCAGAGGGUGCAGUUGGUGGACGCUUGAGCAAAUUUCUUUCUAUCUCUUCGAGUCCCACUUCGAGAGUCAAAACUUUCUUUCCUGAUUUUUUCGCGUGUCUUGCGCAUCUUCUUAGCAGGUAGAUCCUGCUCCGCUUUUAGGGAGGCAUUUGUUUCGUGUUGGUUAGCGGAGACCGACACAUUUGGAGUCGCAGGCCAGGGACAUUGUUCAUGCCAAACGUCAUUCAGCGAGGCGCUUCAAUUUGAUCCAUAGGUUGGAUACACGUUCUCCUUUGUCAGCCACUUGGCAAUUCUCACUUCGACGCGCUGCAGAGCAGUUGCCAACCACUAGGGAGGUUCACAUUGCUUUCGCCAUUUCUGUCAGCGCGGGGCUAUGGCGAAGGUGAAUUAAACUUGGGAUGACGUUUUGCACAACAGUGCACAUUUCUAUAGAUAGACGAUACAACACAG
Messenger RNA from Macroventuria anomochaeta, 2962 nucleotides. RefSeq lists its product as uncharacterized. The record is from RefSeq and is a predicted model, not a curated record. Bases 492 to 2540 code for a protein of 682 amino acids. NCBI's taxonomy places the organism in Eukaryota, Fungi, Ascomycota, Dothideomycetes, Pleosporales, Didymellaceae. The transcript is spliced from 2 exons.